Molecule: messenger RNA, 3181 nt
Organism: Halichondria panicea
Lineage: Eukaryota; Metazoa; Porifera; Demospongiae; Suberitida; Halichondriidae
Product: inositol polyphosphate-4-phosphatase type I A-like
Exons: 22
Coding region: 24-2993 (989 amino acids)
Cellular component (GO): cytoplasm
Molecular function (GO): phosphatidylinositol-3,4-bisphosphate 4-phosphatase activity
Source: RefSeq, a predicted model, not a curated record
CUCUCGAAAAGUACUCCAAGAGCAUGAAGUUCAAUCAACAGGAGCUAGCUUUAUUUGCCUCAUCACGUCAGGGAAAGGCAGACAAGGAGGGUGUCUUAUGGCUGAGAGAAAUUGAUGGAACCAAAGUCAAGAAAAAACAAGGGUAUGCACAACGAUGGUUCACUUUGUCGGGGAACAUGCUUUUUUACAGCAAAAGUGAUUUAUCUGACUCUGGCGUGGUGGGUGUGAUCAUUCUGGAGCGAUGUCGAGUGGAGCCAGACAAUGAGAGUGGGAAUAGGAACUCAUUCAAGCUAGCGUUUGAUGAGAGUGAAUUUGGUUACCUCUUUACUGCCAACUCUGCCAGGGACCAAGACGAAUGGACCACAGCUCUCAACUCAAGCAGUUACGAGUACCUGCGUGUACUGUUCAGUGACCUACGAGGGCAGCUGCUCCACCUCACGGGGAAGGACCCACUGGUUGAGGACCACCCUUAUUUCAACGAGCCUAUCAAGAAUAUAUCUCCUAUCCCAGCUUCGGCUCCAGCCUACGAGGGAGAGCCUGUCUUUGAACUGUCACUUGCAUGUAGCUCAUUGGUGGGUAGCCUUGGAGACUGUGUGCCCAGUGCCAUGAUAGUGACCAGUGUGAUGACACCUCCCCAGGCAUACUGGAUCAGAUAUGCCCAGACAGAAGUUGUGGAGCAUAAUUGUGACCCACGGUUCUUCACUACUGUGGUGUUUUAUAUGGGCUCAGUUGCCAUGGCAACCAAACUCAAGUUUGAGAUAUUUGACGUGUACGAUCGCAAAGAGACGAAGGUGUGUCCGAUUGGUGCCGCCCAGUGUCAAGUGAUGGACCUCCUCAGAUCACCUGACCAGUCACAGAGACACGAGAUACUGUUUGAUAGAUCUACUUGUGGCUAUCUCACUGUUAAAGCAACCAAGAGCCGUGAGAGUGAUGGAGCUCAGUUGGUGGGUGGUAUUUACCAGCCACCGCUCCUCAGAGAGACUCACAGCCCCACACUAGUCACAAGUGGGAGUCAAGUGUGUGAGGAUGGGGUCGGGAGGGGAGGGUUCAACUAUCAGGCCUCCAUGGAUAACAUUGUCAUCAGAAAUUUCCAGUUCCCAGUGAGUGGUAAGCCAGACCAGUUUCUGAAGGUGACAGAGGUGAUGGGCGAAGGCAAAUUCUCGUUCUCCAUUCCCAUGCAGAUGCUUGAUUUGUAUAUCGUUGAGGAAAGCCAUUUAUUGGCCCACUACAACUCCAUCAACAGAUUGAAUCAAGAGUGGGAGAUCAACAAGCAAGCUGUGAUGGUGGAACACCAGAGAGUGGUGCAGCACUAUCGAGAGAGUAAGUCCGGACUCCAGGCUCAGUUAGAGGCAGGCAUCACCUUCAAAAAGAGUACUGCUAAAGGUUCCUCCGAUUUGGACUUUGUACCGGUUAAUCUGCACAUUCAACAGCUUAAGGUUGUGAGUGAGGAGACUGAUUUUAAAGAUAAGAUGGUGUUCUCUGCUGUGACAGUGGGUUGUCCGACGGCGUACAGUCUCAAGUUCAAGGCAGGUGGUCUGGCCAAACUACAGAACACACAUGCACUGGUUGGUCUAGGAGGCUCUGGAGACACCAAGUCAACGAGAGCAAAGGGAGUGGCCAGUCGUGUUGAAACUGUGAAUUUGAGCAUACUUCGUGACUUGGAGCAGCUGGUGAACUUAGGUAGAAAAAUGUCGACGGAGGGUAUGGAGCGAUGUGUACGAGUGGUGGCAGACAAGGUGCACCAGAUCAAGUCUCACUCCAAUAUCACACUCACCAACGAUGCCUUGAGGGCGUUGUAUGCUGAGCUGGCAGAGAAGACCAUUCCCAUAGCCAACCUUAAUGUGAGCUCACUGUUUCAUAAGAUAGAGGAGCACGUGUACUGUGUGGAGGCCAAGGUGGAGGCACUCAUUUCACCUCUGGUUGACAUCUCAGUGAACAGCAGGGAGCUCAUUGAGGCAGUGGGGCACUUGAGAACUGUGCUGGAUGAAGUCGUCAGUCUGAUCAUUAAGGCACUCUAUUUUGUCAUUCUUAAGGAGAGCUAUUUCAUGAUGGACAAAUUCCCCAUUGGUCUGCGAGGACUCAUCAAUCGUCAUGACAUUGUGUUCUCCCAGGCUCUCGCUUCUGUGGUGACCAGUUUUGUGGUGAAGCUCACUCAAUGUCUGGUGGUGCCCUCGUUUCUGUCCCAGCUGGUGACUGUGGGGUUUCUUGUGCACUGGGAGAGCUUGCUCUCUACUAUGGGUGAUGAACUGGGCAUGCUGGAAGACUUCAUUACUGCCAUUCACGACCUCAACAAUGUCAAGUUCAAGCUGACCCUCUCUGACUCACUCAGUGACGUACCACUUGUCAAGGGCUCAAGAUACAAAGUGAUUGUAGAGGUGCCUCUCCAAAGAGCCCUAUUUCGGAUGCUGCCUCCCUCGGUGCAGGAAGGACAAGUUAUCACUGUAUGUGCUGUGCUCUUCACACAAGGCAUCAACGAACAGCAAACCUUCGCUGACAAAUUUUUCGACAGUUCUUAUCAAGACCAGAUCAACAUGAAAAGUCUCCAGAAACUCACCAGUUACUGCACCAGAUAUCAUGACCAUUUUGGAAGUGCCAACGCCAAGUUGCACUUGAAGGCUAUAAAGGCUAACCAACUACUGGAGCAGCUUAGAACUCAAGUACACACAAGAAAAGACAAGAAUGUUGAAAUUCUCUCACUCAGUGCAGAUUUGUGUCGGACACUGGAUUGCGGGCGUGUCACUAGCUGUAAGAGUGCUAAGGAUCGUACGGCUAUGGCAGUGACUCUGGAGCAAACACGAAUACUACUAGGUAUGCAGAUGGACCCUAGCUGUCAGCAACACACCCUCGACGCUAUGAGAAGUCAAGGAACGAGGCUGCGAAACACUGAGAAGAACGUUGGUGUUCCUUUGUACGCCUUCAAUGCAAUCCAAGUGUUCACCCUCCCCCCUCUCUAUAGACCCCCCGAGGGAACUUACAAGAAAUUACAAACUUAAUCUGUUUUCUUUUUAAUUGUGAAAUAAAGUUUUUAGCUGAGCUCUGAUACAUGUUGCUAUUUAUUUAAUGUCAUAUUAUAUAUCACUUCACUACUAGUAUUAUCAUACAAGUAGAAUGUGUAGAAUUUUAAUGAAAUUAUAAUAAAGAGAUAUAUAUAAUUAUUUCAUUAUACAGUCAUUAAAAUGAA